Messenger RNA from Chaetomium strumarium, 1188 nucleotides. RefSeq lists its product as uncharacterized. The transcript has 2 exons. Gene Ontology annotation, molecular function: mRNA binding. The record is from RefSeq and is a predicted model, not a curated record. Lineage: Eukaryota; Fungi; Ascomycota; Sordariomycetes; Sordariales; Chaetomiaceae. Gene Ontology annotation, cellular component: U2-type prespliceosome; U1 snRNP. Gene Ontology annotation, biological process: mRNA splice site recognition. The coding region runs from base 99 to 962 and encodes 287 amino acids.
UCAUCCACCUGCCUGUCACCCACACAGGAACCGGGCAUUAUUAGACGCGCCUUCAGCCCAUAUCAGCACAUACGAAACAGCGCGUUACAGCCAGCACCAUGGCGGCCGAGCAAAGAAAGCUGCUCGAGCAGCUCAUGGGCGGCGGCAUGGCCUCCCGCACCGCACAGCUUCCCCUGACCGACCCCAAAGUCUGCCGCUCCUACCUCGUCGGCACCUGUCCGCACGACCUCUUCACCAAUACCAAGGCCGACUUGGGCGCGUGUCCGCGGGUGCACUCGGAGGCGCUCAAAGCCGAGUACGAGGCCCUGCCAGAGGCGGAGAAGAAAAAGUAUGGCUUCGAAUAUGACUACAUGCGAGAUUUGCAGAACCGCAUCGAUGCAUGCAAUCGCAACAUCGACACACUCCAGCGCCGGCUCGAAAAGACGCCCGACGAAGUCCGCCAAACCAACGCUCUCCUGAAGACCAUCUCGGACCUCGGCUCCACCAUCGCCAACGGUCUACUCGAAGUCGAGAUCCUAGCCGAGAUGGGCGAGGUCAGCCGGGCGUACGACGAGUACUACAAGGUGCGGCACGCGCAGGCGGCAAAGGCGGAGCGGGAGAAGGAGCUGAAGGCGCUGUCGGAGACAUCUGGCCCAUCUGGGCACCAGAAGUUGCAGGUGUGCGAUGUAUGUGGCGCCUACCUGAGCCGCCUCGAUAACGACCGGCGACUGGCGGAUCACUUCUUCGGCAAGAUGCACUUGGGCUUCGCGCAGAUGCGCAAGGCGUAUGAUGCGUUCCCCAAGGAGAUGAGGGGCCGGCAGCGGGCACCGAUGCCGAUGGGCGGUGGCGGGGAUGAGGAUAUGGGCGGUGUGCCUACGGGCCCGGGAGGGGGUUACAAUGACGGGGGAUGGGGCAAGGGGCCGAGGGGCCCGAGGAGUGGUGGGGGUUACCGUGGAUCGAGGGGCGGGAGGCGUGGGUGGUAGUCACCAAACCUCCACUGUGGGCUUUGCAUUGGUAUGGCGUCUGGCGUUCAUGUGCGUGAAGAGGUCAACGGUGGGAUAUCUCGGUUCGGAUUGCUGCGUUAUUUGGAUAUAGAGCGUGUGUACUCAACUUUACCCGCUCUGCCACCCGGGUUGAUGCCAUAUGCUAUAAUAAGCCGGUUCCACCAAUACGCCUCUGGAUGCAAUACUUGCCUGAUUCUUAUAUUCA